AUGAACACGGACAGAACACCUGACACCUAUGUAAUACAAAGAGUCUCGUUUGGAGAUAAACCCUCAGCUACAAUUGCUACAAUGGCCCUUCGCAAAACAGCAGAAAUGGGAAGCCAGCAGUACCCUGAUGCCGCAACGAUAGUGCAGCACAACACGUAUAUGGAUGACAUCAUAGAAAGUACCGCGGACAUUCCAACUGCACAUAAGCUAACACAAGACAUUGAGAAUUUAAUCAUCAAGGGCGGAUUUCGACUGAAGGAUUGGAUCUAUUCCCGCGACUCAAUAAAUAGUGAGAAGGCCUUACCACAUGAGCCAAACGCAGCGACAGAAAAGGUGCUAGGAGUCAUCUGGGACCCGGUCAAAGACCAAUUAUGCUUCUCAGCAAAACUCAAUUUCUGCUCCAAGAAGAAACGCAAGAUGCAGAAGCUCAACCCUAUUAGGGAUCCGAAGCUUACGUCACCACUUACGAAGCGCAUGAUAUUGUCACAAGUAAAUAGUAUGUACGACCCUCUAGGACUGGCCGGACCCUUCACAGUACGAGCCAAGAUCUUAAUGCGACAUUUAUGGGCAAGUGCUGAAAAGUUAGAUUGGGACGACCCAAUUCCAGACGAAAAUAAACUACAUUGGUCAUCGUUCUUUGACGAAUUACCCGAAAUGAAUCAAGUGAGAUUCGAAAGAUGCAUAAAACCUUCAGACGCAGUUUGCAAUCCCGUACUUAUCAUAUUCUGUGAUGCUUCAGAGGAUGCAUAUGGUUCUUGUGCAUAUGUAAGAUGGAAACGACAGGGUGGAGGAUAUGCGUGCAACUUGAUAGUUUCUAAAAAUCGUCUUGCACCCAUAAAAAAGUUGUCGAUCGACAAAGUAGAACUGUGCGGAGCAGUGCUGAGCAAACGUCUUAAAUCCUUCAUUGAUAAAGAAUGCAGAUAUACCUUUGAGAAAUGUUAUUACAUAGUAGAUUCUCAGAUAGUUCAUGCAAUGAUACAGAAAAGUUCUUAUGGCUUCAACACUUUCGCGGCUACACGAAUCGGUGAGAUUCAAGGAGGAACCAACAUCGAAGAUUGGUAUUGGUGUCAAAGUCAGUAUAACAUCGCGGAUUGGUUGACUCGGGGAAAGAAGCCAAGUGAAAUUAGUCUUCACAGUGAUUGGCAAGAAGGUCCUCCCUUCCUCAAACAACCUGAACGUUAUGGAAAAGGAAAACAGGAAGUUGUUUGCAAGGCUUGA
Messenger RNA from Exaiptasia diaphana, 1218 nucleotides. RefSeq lists its product as uncharacterized. The transcript has 2 exons. Lineage: Eukaryota; Metazoa; Cnidaria; Anthozoa; Actiniaria; Aiptasiidae. The record is from RefSeq and is a predicted model, not a curated record. The coding region runs from base 1 to 1218 and encodes 405 amino acids.